Messenger RNA from Talpa occidentalis (Iberian mole), 2089 nucleotides. It is a transcript of the gene RAB37, whose product is annotated as RAB37, member RAS oncogene family. Gene Ontology annotation, cellular component: endosome; Golgi apparatus. Gene Ontology annotation, molecular function: GTP binding; GTPase activity. The transcript has 9 exons. The coding region runs from base 1 to 672 and encodes 223 amino acids. The record is from RefSeq and is a predicted model, not a curated record. Lineage: Eukaryota; Metazoa; Chordata; Mammalia; Eulipotyphla; Talpidae.
AUGACCGGCACGCCCGGCGCCGCGGCCACCCGGGAUGGCGAGGCCCCGGAGCGCUCCCCGCCCUGCAGUCCGAGCUACGACCUCACGGGCAAGGUGAUGCUUCUGGGAGACUCAGGCGUCGGCAAAACCUGUUUCCUGAUCCAAUUCAAAGACGGGGCCUUCCUGUCCGGAACCUUCAUAGCCACGGUCGGCAUAGACUUCAGGAACAAGGUGGUGACUGUGGAUGGAGUAAGGGUGAAGCUGCAGAUCUGGGACACCGCCGGGCAGGAGCGCUUCCGUAGCGUCACCCAUGCUUAUUAUCGCGAUGCCCAGGCCCUGCUUCUGCUGUACGACAUCACCAACAGGUCUUCCUUUGACAACAUCAGGGCCUGGCUCACUGAGAUUCACGAGUAUGCUCAGAGGGACGUGGUGAUCAUGCUGCUGGGCAACAAGGCGGAUAUCAGCAGUGAAAGGGUGAUCCGUUCGGAGGAUGGAGAGACACUGGCCAGGGAGUACGGAGUGCCCUUCAUGGAGACCAGCGCCAAGACGGGCAUGAAUGUGGAGUUGGCGUUUCUGGCCAUUGCCAAGGAGCUGAGGUACAGGGCCAGCCGGCAGGCCGACGAGCCCAGCUUCCAGAUCCGAGACUACGUGGAGUCCCAGAAGAAGCGGCCCAGCUGCUGCUCCUUCGCGUGAACCACAAGGGGCUGAGAGGAGACUCCAGAGGCCUCGAAGAUGCCGCCUCCUCCCGCAGAUCUGGUUUAUUCUGAGCAGCUGAGGGAGAGAGUCGGGGGACCCCAGAGCCCAGGGCACGCUCCCAUCUCUGCUUUAGUCCCUGUAGCUUCCCUGCCUCCUGGGGGGAGGGUAAAAUAUUUAUAUUUCAUUUUAAUUAAUUUAAUACCCAAGGAAAAGCACUAGAUAGCCAAGGUAUUCAGCAGUUGACCUGGUGGCCUUUUUGCUUCCAGAAGUAGGUUUUAGGGGGCUGGGCCUCCCUCCAAGCCUUGACCAGGGUGGUAUCCGCCAGUUCAGUGCCGGGGGCUUUAAUGCACUUCUGGGGCCUGAGGGCAGGCAGCCACCUCGUUCCUUCAGCAGGAGAGAGGCUGAGCCCACCCAGCCUGCCGCACCUCCAGCUCCCAGGGGUCAGUCUUCCCCAGUGAGAGGGCCGGUGUGCUGGAGCUGGAACCAAGCCUCAGGGAAGUUGGUAAGAGGAGCAGAUCGGGCGGCCCAGGUCCCUGGGAGAGAGGGAGAGAGUUGCAGAGUCUACCGCUGGUCUGUCAGCUUGGCUCCCUCUGGCCUUUCUACCCCCCCCUCCAGGAAGUGAACCCCUUUUCCUCCAGCAAUAGAGCACACUGGGUUACCUGGGAACUCGUGGUUCCUGUUUUCUGGACCUCAGAUCCCAGGGGAGCCCCUCCUCCCUGAAUCCUUGGUCUUAUUUACCUUUCUGCCUGUGUCCCUGGAUACCUGAGGUCACAGCUAAUCUGUCCCACCUUGGGCAGGUAUGCAGCCCCACAGGCUACUUCAAAGCGCAGUGGUUUUUCUGCAGGGUGGAGGUCCAAAGCGAGAGGAGUCCCUGAGUCCUGGAGCAGGUGGAGGCAGGGCCCACCCCAUUCAGCUCCACUCCCCCCGGGCCAGGCUAGGGAGAGGGAGGGCAUCGGUUUCUGGUAAACCACUGGAUGUGUGGAAAACAAGGUCAUAUGCCUGAGACCGGGGUGGGGAGUGGGGCAGCGAGUUUAUGUGGAGCGAAGGUCACGAGUCUCCCAAAAGCCUGACCCCUCAGCAGCUGGAGGUAGAUUGGAGACGGGCAGGUGACCACCACCUAGAGGCACCUUUACUCCAGCGCUCCAGGCUGGGGCAGGAGAGGCGUGAGGUAUGCGCUGCACAUUUCGGUGGCUACUGCAUUUGCUUUCAAGGCAGAAAUCUUGCACUCAGAGCAGAGUCAGCAGCUCCAACUUAAGUGCGAUAAGGAAGCUCUCCGGCCUCUCCCCGGCAGAGCUGGGAGGAGCCUGACCUUGCCUGGUUCUUCUGGGCCUUAGGCAGGCUGCGGGUGACCCAGUCUCGGAGGCUGCUAGGGACUCUAGGGCGUGUGUUUUGCAGAAUUAAAUUGCAGUAUUUU